AAUUCACAAAGUGAACUUAAGGUUGCAUUUUAAGUUCGACCUGAAUCAAACUGAUCAGUCAUGAAAAUAACAACUAAUUUCCUCUUAUUAUUUUACGUAAGUUUAGCGAAGUGUACGAAUGUGGACAGUUAUGAAAUCAAUCGUAUUGAAUUCACUCCACUUCAUGAUGCGAUUAUACUAAACGACAUUGUCGAUAUCUUCAGCGAGUUUGAAAAUAAUAUGAGUCCUCAAUUAACUAAUCACAUGUUCAGUAACAGUGAAAGUGAAGAAGAUAUCGAAAAUCUGCUGUCCGAGUACCAACAAUAUUUAGAUAAAGCACACGAGCAGAGGAUAAAUUAUAUAAGAAGAAAUAAAAACAAAGUGCCACACAUACGACAUGAAAACUUCAAUAAAUUAAAACCAAUUGAGCGAAAUAAUUACCACGAGAACAGUAAUUUUUACUUUAAUGAUAUGAAACAUCCAGCUUUUCUGAAUACAUUUAUGCCACAUAAUUCAAACAUAAAAUUUGUAAAAAAGAAUGACAACCUAUUCGAUUUUUCGAAAAAUUUAUAUGAUGGGAAAAAAUCAGACGAUUUACCUACGAUACUUCCAGAAAAUCUAUCCAAAACAAUGAUGUCAUCGUGUUUUUGCCAAGAAAAUAUUUUUCCAUGCAAAUGUCAAUGCAAGAAAUGUUUUUAUAAUGAAUCUGCUCUUUCUAGAAAUUUUAAUAAGAUUAAUCACCUUACAAACAGUUUUUUAAAAAUUCCAAAACCCUUUGAAGAUAAUCCAAGUAAUAACUUGGACAACAAUUUAAGCCUUCGAAUAAAAAUAGACGUUCAAUUGCCGAACGCAUUAAGUAAUUUACUUAAAUAUCUAAACCAAUUUGAAAAAUAUGAAGAACAUGAAGAUACCUUUCCAAUACCAAGAGAUCCUUUAUCAACCAUCAACUUACCUUUUCCAUAUUUAAAUUAUUCAAUUCCAAUUGAUUUAAUUGGAUACAAACAGAAUAUAUUAAAGGAUAAAUCACCAAUACAUAAAAUAACUAUUCAUAAAAAGAAAAAGUUUCGUUUUGGAAAUAAUAACAAAAAACACAAAACCAAGAAAAUGUACAAUUUACAGAAUUUUAAAUUUGAACCGCAAUUGGAACGUAAUAUAACAAAUAUAACAAAAGUAGAAAAUAGUAAUAGCUCUUUUAAUAAAAAUAGUUCGUUCAACAAUAAUGAAGAUACGAACCUAAAAACAAAUGAAACUACUGAAAUGACACUCAAUCACUCUAGCGAUAAAACAACUGUAACUCACACUCCGAGAAUUGUUUUAACUCUUAAUAUAACAAAAGGCAGUUACAAUCGUUCUGAAAAUGCAUCAAAAAUAGGGAAUAGUAUUGAAGCAGACUUCGAAAUUGAAAAGGAUAAUGUGUCAAACACGAAAUUAUUGCGGUUAAAACGCGAAAUAAAUAAUAAAUCACCAAAUUAUCUUACAUUGCUUAAUAGUAAUAAGAGUAUGACAACAUCCUUUGCAAUAAAUAAUCGAUCCAUUGUUCCUGUAGUAAUAUCUUCUAAAAAACUAGAUACAGAAUCGGAGGUUGACACUGAAUUAGUAUAUUGGCCAUUGGCGAAAAAAGAUCAAUCCCUGAUACAUUCAAAGAACAUAACUGCCUUGAUUUUAGAUAGAGAAAUUAAAAAAACAAAAUUGAACAUGACAAAAGAUAAAUUAAUUAAUAACCAUACUACAGCUUUAGAAAAAGCAAUAUUUGGCGAUGUGGAUUGGAACGAUAUUGAUGCAGUUGUUCCGGCUUUCAUGUCUUUUGUGGGCAAAUAUAUAACAGGCGUAUUAACAUUUUGCUCUGAAAAUAUAUGCCACUCUAUGAAAUGCGCAAAAAAAUUAUGUUUACAUAGAAUUUGUACACCAGAUAACCGGUACAAUAGUAAAGGUCAUUGUGCAGGCAACAACUACACUGAUAGCGUAGCCACUAUGGAGUCUAUAAUGGAUUUACCGUCAAAUAUAGCUUUUGAAGUUGUUGAUAUAUUAGAGGAGAAAAUGUUAGGAAAGUUAUUCGGAAAAGGAACGCUUUGUAUUCAUUCAAAAUGUAGCGCUUUUGCAGCAUUUAAGAAAACAUUUAAAAAGGCCAAAUGCACAUUUAAAGAACUUAAUAUAGCAGGUCAUUGUCCUAAUUUAAAAAAUAUUAAAAUUAUAUAAUAAAAAAGUUACGUAACCUAUUAUCAAACAAGCCGCGGCGUAAACGUUUGGUGUUUAUAAACAUUAAGUACUUUACUCAUUAAGCUC
Vanessa tameamea is the source of this 2262-nucleotide messenger RNA. Its product is annotated as protein PFC0760c-like. The coding region runs from base 61 to 2175 and encodes 704 amino acids. NCBI's taxonomy places the organism in Eukaryota, Metazoa, Arthropoda, Insecta, Lepidoptera, Nymphalidae. The transcript has 4 exons. The record is from RefSeq and is a predicted model, not a curated record.